Pyrenophora tritici-repentis Pt-1C-BFP is the source of this 552-nucleotide messenger RNA. RefSeq names its product YL1-C domain containing protein. Gene Ontology annotation, cellular component: Ino80 complex. Gene Ontology annotation, biological process: chromatin remodeling. The record is from RefSeq and is a predicted model, not a curated record. NCBI's taxonomy places the organism in Eukaryota, Fungi, Ascomycota, Dothideomycetes, Pleosporales, Pleosporaceae.
AUGGCGCCCUUGACAACUGCCUCGGACGAAAAGACACACCAAGCGCUGUUGGACAAGCUCGACAUCUAUGCAGUCCCCAAGCCCUUCCGAAACCCAAACUGGAAGCCACCGCAGCGCCGCAACAAGAACCUCAAGCAAAUCCUGGGAGAAGCAUCGCGUAAAGAAGCUUCAGUUAUGGCUACACAGAACAACAGCGGUAUAUCGACACCCGCUGUAGUGGCAGAAGGCACUACACCAGCUGGACGCACACCCAACAUCGCGCAAGCAGCCCAGAGCCUGAGCACUCUAGUACUUGAGAAGAACGGCAGAACUACAGGAGGAAACGUGACGGGUCCUGCGCCUACAUACACAAAUAUCGAAUCUGCGCCGAGCUUCCACCCUAGCAGUCAGAAGAAGUACUGCGACAUCACCGGCCUUCCCGCGCCAUACACGGACCCCAAGACGCGCCUGAGAUAUCACAACAAGGAGGUGUUUGGAGGUAUUCGAACAAUGCCACAGAAUGUCUCCGAGGGCUACCUGGCUGCGCGAGGCGCACAUACAGUCCUUAAAUGA